Messenger RNA from Triticum aestivum (bread wheat), 1446 nucleotides. Its product is annotated as probable E3 ubiquitin-protein ligase ATL44. Lineage: Eukaryota; Viridiplantae; Streptophyta; Magnoliopsida; Poales; Poaceae. Bases 89 to 553 code for a protein of 154 amino acids. The record is from RefSeq and is a predicted model, not a curated record. The transcript has a single exon.
CACCCUCGCCCCCUCCGGCACGGGAGGGACGUCGGCGUCCUCGCCUGCCUUACCACAGCAACCGCCAGAGCAGGCGGCGGACUCAGACAUGGUGGUCAUCUUGCCGUCCAUGCUGUGUGCGCUCGUUUGCGUCCUUGGACUCGCUCUCGCCUCCCGGUGCGCAUGCCGACGCCGACACUCCAGCCCCAGUUCCUCCUCCAACCCAUUCCCGAAGGGCCUCAAGAAGAAGGCCAUCGACGCGCUCCCCACCAUCUCCUUCGCCGCAACCGCUUCACUGCAGCCGGCAGCAACAGAGUGUGCGAUAUGCCUGGCUGAGUUCGUGGAGGGGGAGGUCGUGCGUGUUCUCCCGCGCUGCGGCCACACCUUCCAUGUUCUCUGCAUCCACGCUUGGCUCCGGACCUGCGCCACCUGCCCCUCUUGUCGCGCCUCCAUCGCUGCUGCUCCAGCCCCUGCACCUACGCUAGUGGUCGUAGUGGCAGGGAACAACAGGUGCGGGAGGUGCGGCAAGGCGGCCGCCCUGGCUGGUGGUGGAGAUAGCACGUUCUUGCCUUAAUCAGUUUAUCUUAUUCCUCUUUUGUUCUCUUUUCCACCGGUUUGCUAGUUAGGCUAUGGAAUUAAUUGAAUUUUUCUUAGUUAGUCGAGUAUUUACCAUCAGCUAGUAAUUAAUUACAUGAGUUGUACUUAGUUAAGUAGAGUAGUAGCAGUAUUGUUCUUGUGCUUCAUUUUCUUCAACUUCCUCUACUUUGUUUGGUAAAUGAGUCGUUGGAUGUCGACCCAGCUAGUUUAGUAGCUUUGUUGUAAAGUGCAUAAUAUACGAUACAACCACAUACGGUGAACUAAAGUGUGAACUACAUAUAGUUUUCUUUUCUGCGACAUCAAAUCUCUUCUUUGUAAUUACGCUUGAACAAAUUAUUGGGCAUAAAUAGAGUGCGACAAUAGCUUUUAAUAUGUUCUGUGUGAGUGGCAGCAAUAUAUUGUCGGUAUCAAUUUGUUUUGUUUUAACCUAAUCAUUGCAACAUGCAACAAAUUAAGUUUUUAGUCUCCAUCUGAAUCAAUUCCCCAUUGAUUGAAGCAAACGGACUAGGUACCGGCUCGACCGGUGGAGAUUAAACGAAGAAGUGCAAGGACAAAUCAUAGGGAAGAAUUAUUUCUGCAGGACACCAAUCCACUGGAUCAGAAGUCAGGAAUUCGCAGGAGUGGAACAUAACAAGCUCCGUAUUGACCAGACGACCGCAUACUAGGACUGCGAUGGAUCCGUAGGUCUUUUAAUGUCUACGACAUAGUCUCGACAUCAAGACAUACACACAUAAUGAGUAUAAAAAAAAUAACUUAAACUCUAAACUACGCAUUGUUGAAAAAAAACUCUAAACUCUAAACAAGGACAAAGCAAAUUUUUAUCCAUAGUGUUCCACAUCUUGAUGUUAGGAGGGCUCAUGGAGGCGGGAG